AUGGAAUUUUCUUGCAAGGACUUCAAGGUUGGAAAAUGCCAAGGCCAAAAGCUGGUGGAUGGUGAAACCAUGCCAUUGGUUCUGCAACCCCCCGAGGCAGACAAGGCUGAUAUAGAGUCACUUUUGUUGGCCUUAAAGACAAAUAAGGAUUGGUUCGAGCAAUUGAUCAUCAAAACCGGUGCUGUCCUCCUCCGAGGUUUCGAUGUCAAGAAUGCGCAAGACUUCAAUGACAUCGUGGAAGCGUUCGGUUGGGAUGAUAUUCGUUAUGUCGGACCAGCAUCUCGGACGCAUGUGUAUAAACGUGUGUGGACAGCUAAUGAAGGACCACUCUCUGAGUUCAUUUAUUACCACCAUGAAAUGGUUCUGAUAAAGGAAUAUCCAAAGAUAUUAUUACUAUUCUGCGAGGUGCCACCACCGGAAGGUGGACAGACACCUUUUGUUCCUAGCUUUCGAGUAACAGAGCGGAUGCUAGAGGAGUUCCCAGAAGCUGUGGAGGAUAUGGAUGCCAAGGGGUUAAAAUACACAUUCACAGCCCUCAGCAAGAAUGAUACAUCAUCAAUGAGGGGUAGAGGCUGGGAAGAUGCUUUUGGAACAUCAGACCGUGCAGAGGCCGGGAGAAGGGCCAAAGCACUGGGAAUGGACCUGAAGUGGCAACCUAAUGGAGGGGUGAAGGCUAUACUGGGACCUCGAUCUCUAACAAAGGUGUUUGACGGAAGAAAAGGGAGGAGAAUGUGGUUUAACACUGUAGUUGGUAUGCAUGGAAAAGAGCUUAGCUCAGCCUUGAUGGCAGACGGAACAGAGAUACCAGAAAAAAUAGUUAAGAGAUGUGAAGAGAUCAUUGAAGAAGAAAGCAUUCAAUUCGAUUGGGAGAAGGGUGAUGUUCUCUUCUUUGACAACUUAGCUUUGCUCCACGGUCGGAAGCCCGCAAAGCCCCCUAGAAGAGUACUCGUUGCCACUUGCAAGUAAAGUCCCCUUUUUUGUAUUGUAUCCAUCCUAGUAAAAACUGAGCAAAGACAUCUUAUAAGCCUCUUUUGAACUAAAAAGGAUCGGUUUGU
This is a messenger RNA of Durio zibethinus, 1055 nucleotides long. Its product is annotated as clavaminate synthase-like protein At3g21360. NCBI's taxonomy places the organism in Eukaryota, Viridiplantae, Streptophyta, Magnoliopsida, Malvales, Malvaceae. The record is from RefSeq and is a predicted model, not a curated record. Gene Ontology annotation, molecular function: oxidoreductase activity.